GAGGCCGGGAGUCUCUUCUGGAGCAGGAAACGGCAGUCCGGGCAGGGCCGCGAAGGAAGGGCGCCGGGGAGGAGCCGAGGCGCGGGGGAGGAGCCGCUGCAGCCCCAGCCUGCGUGCGUCAGGUCUUGCGGGCAACUCGGCAAAGUUCAGGGAAGGCAGGAAAGCGGCUCCUUUGAGGCGAGAGAACAGGCGAGCCCGGCCCAGCCCGGAGCGAGGUGGGGGUCUUUCCCGGUCCUCGCCGGGGAGCGCGGGAAGGCAUCUCCCAGGGAAAAGUUUGUGGCGUGGCCGGGAGCGGGCGGCUGAGCUGAAGAAGCGGGUCCCAUGGAGGGGCGGGAGCUGCAGGAACAGCCGCCCGAGCCGGAGGGACGCCAAGGCGUGCAGCCCUGAGCGGUGGCUCACGGCUCCUCGGUCUCCAUGGGCGCGGGUGGCGUGCUUUAGGAGGCAGGCGGGUGCCCGCCUCGGCGCCGUCAUGGCCAAAUGGCUGAACAAGUACUUUAGCCUGGGCAAUAACAAGACCAAGAGCCCUCCGCAGCCGCCCCGACCGGACUAUCGGGACAAGCGGAACGGGACAGCGGUAGCGGGCGGCGGAGGGCAUCACAACCACCACCAUCACCACCAUCACCACCACCACACGUCGCCGUGCUUCCCGCGCCACGACACCAGCGACCUGCUUCGCGCCUACCGCGCGCAGAAGGAGCGCGACUUCGAGGACCCUUACAGCGGGCCUGGCUCGUCGCUGCGCAAACUGAGGGCGCUAUGCCGCGCCGAGUAUUGCGCGCCGGAGGAGCUGCUGGUCGAGUCGGCCGGUCCCAAGCCCUUUUCGUCCGCGUCCUGCUGCGGCGGCAGUGGAGUAGGCAGCGGCGGUAGCAGCGCCGCCGUCGCCUCCGCCCCCGCCCCCUCGGUGGCCUCCUCUUCGCCUCAGCUCUUCCGCAGUCACAGCGAGCGCCGAGCCGCCACCCCGCCCGACUCCGCGUCGGUCAAGUACAUUUCCCCCAAGCACCGGCUAAUCAAAAUAGAAAGCAACGAAGGUUGUAAGGGCGGCAGCGGCGUUCCCAUCACCUGGAGCCCGCCGGGAAUUGGCGGAGCCGGGCAGAAGAAGCUCAACAAGUGUCUCGAACAAGUGGAGGGUGGCGGCGGCAUCUCUGGCACCAAGAAGGAGAAAGUUUUAAUAGCAGAUGACUACUCUGAUCCAUUUGACGCCAAGAAUGAAGUCAACAAAACGGGCAAAGGAGAAAACACUGGCUAUAUGGAACCAUAUGAAGCUCAGAGGAUCAUGACAGAGUUACAGAGGCAAGACAAUGUGAAGCCCCAGCAAAAAGACAUCCAGCUCUAUGACACACCUUAUGAACCUGAAGGCAACAGUGUGGAAUCAGAUUCGGAAAGUGCUGUGAGUCAGCGCUUGAGGGAGAGCAAGCUGCCACAAGAUGAUGACAGGCCUGCAGAUGAGUAUGACCAGCCGUGGGAAUGGAAUAAGGUCACCAUUCCUGCCUUGGCAGCCCAGUUCAAUGGGGGAGAAAUAAGGCAAUCUUCACCUUCUCCAUCUUCAAGUGAUCGGCGCCGACAGCUUCGGGCACCAGGGGGAGGCUUCAAACCCAUCAAACAUGGUAGCCCAGAAUUCUGUGGAAUCUUGGGGGAGAGAGUGGAUCCAACUAUUCCGCUGGAAAAACAGAUAUGGUAUCAUGGAGCAAUCAGUCGGACAGAUGCAGAAAACCUCUUGCGCUUGUGUAAAGAAUGUAGCUAUCUAGUGAGGAAUAGUCAAACAAGCAAACAUGACUAUUCGCUUUCAUUAAAGAGCAACCAAGGGUUUAUGCACAUGAAGUUGGCAAAAACCAAAGAUAAGUAUAUUCUGGGUCAGAACAGUCCUCCCUUUGACAGUGUGCCAGAGGUUAUUCACUACUACACUGCAAAAAAACUUCCUAUCAAAGGAGCUGAACAUUUGUCACUCCUGUACCCUGUUGCUGUCCGGACCUUAUAAUUGUUCUGCCCACGCUCCUUCCUGUGGAUUGGAGAUGAAGGAUGCAGCAGCGGAAGGAUUCCUGCAUCGGCCUCUGCAGCAGUUCUUGGAAACAGAUAAGCCCUUUGGCCUUUCCAGAAACAGACUGUUGUACAGUAGUUGGAUGAGUGGAAUUGUUGCACUACUUUGCAUGUCCUGUGUGGAAACGUUGGCUUCUAUUUAUAUGAGAGAAAAUGGAUUCAGACAUAAAAGAAAUGCAUCCUUUUCCAGGAAUCCCACCCUACACUCCCAGGAAUGGAAAUCUUGCCAAACCCAAAGAAAGCCCUUCAAAACUUUCUGCCUGUGACCAACAACUUGCUCCCCUCCUAGCUAUGUUUGGUGGGGGACAAUACAUUCAGACCAAAUCUGCAAAUGGACACACACUCUUCUGGGAGUGGAGCGGGGGCGAAGAGAAAACUGGCUUUGCUACACACUUCAGACUUGGGAACUAUGUAUUACACACUCAACCCCAAAUUUGUAUUGUUGUUUUCAUGCACAAAUCAGCCCAACAUGAAGACCCUUCCCCCCCUCUCUUUUUUUUGUCAUAAUGAGGAUGUCAUUUUAAAGAUCUCAAUGAUUAAUUUUGCAAUGGCAGAAAGUGUUUGGUUAUUUAUGAAUAGGGUAUGUACUUAAAUAGUGGUUUAAUAUAUAUACAUAUAUAUAUAUAUUUUUAUUCCCCUCUCCUUUGUGGGGGGGGGGGUACAACAAUAAAGCUCUAAGGGUUUUUUGUGCCGAUUCCUAAAUUAAAGGCAGUGACUCAGUUCUGUUUUUUGUUGUGUACGUACGAUGUAAGUGGUGAUGGUUCAGUGAUUUCCCAUGGAAGGCCAGGAUGGUGAGGGUUGAUGUUUACAUGACCAUAUUUCAGACCUAAUGACCCUUCCACAGGACAGGCUUCCUCAAGUUGAUAAAAGCAUCUGUGUGAAGAGUGGCCCCACCUCAGGGAUAUGGGGAAAACCCAUGAGUAACUUUUUUGUUGUUGUUUCUCUAGAUUCAUAAUGAGUCAAGUAGCAAAAUGUAAAUCAGGCCCACUUCCUCCCUCCCUCCCC
Candoia aspera is the source of this 3039-nucleotide messenger RNA. RefSeq names its product SH2 domain containing adaptor protein B (gene SHB). Bases 470 to 1975 code for a protein of 501 amino acids. Lineage: Eukaryota; Metazoa; Chordata; Lepidosauria; Squamata; Candoiidae. The transcript has 6 exons. Gene Ontology annotation, molecular function: phosphotyrosine residue binding. The record is from RefSeq and is a predicted model, not a curated record.